AAACAGCGAAGGACGUCUAGCUCUGGGCUGACGCUGGAGCAGAAGAAGACGAAUCACAUAAUGUCGGAGAACCGCCGGCGGAAUCAGAUUCGGUCGUCGUUUGACCGGCUGGUAGAGCUUGUGCCACAACUCGAUAGCACCGAGAGCCGGUCGGAAUAUGCCAUUUUGACCAAGACGGCCAACUACAUUGUGCAGCUCCGUAAGGAGAAUGAGCGUUUGGAGCAGCUC
Pichia membranifaciens NRRL Y-2026 is the source of this 228-nucleotide messenger RNA. RefSeq lists its product as hypothetical. Gene Ontology annotation, molecular function: RNA polymerase II cis-regulatory region sequence-specific DNA binding; protein dimerization activity; DNA-binding transcription factor activity, RNA polymerase II-specific. The record is from RefSeq and is a predicted model, not a curated record. The annotation marks the transcript as partial. Gene Ontology annotation, biological process: regulation of transcription by RNA polymerase II. The transcript has a single exon. Lineage: Eukaryota; Fungi; Ascomycota; Pichiomycetes; Pichiales; Pichiaceae.